AUUAAAUACAUAUGUGUAUACGGAUUUAUUCUAUCUUUAGUAAAUAUAAUGGCAACUAAAAGAUUAUUACAAAGUUGCGAUUCAUAUGUAACAACAAUAAAUAACAUUUGUAAUAACAAUAAAAAGGAAUUAAAAGAAAAAGAUUGUUAUUUAGGUUACUCAGAUAAUAAUGAUCUUAUUAAAAUAAGAGUAGAAGGUCUUAUCACUGCAGUUGCUUUUCACAAAGCAAGAUUAUCCGCACAGAAGCUUUCUCAACAUUUAUCAUAUAAAUAUGCUAUACCACAAAUUAGAGAAAUGUUUCAAGUAGACUGGUAUGAAUAUCUUCAAAAAAUGAAAGUGCACAUUGGUGGUAAAAUGUGGAUCUUAAAAAGACACGUUGCAGUUUUUAUAAAUGAUUCGUUCAUAGGCAGUGACAUUGAUUUUUUCGAUUAUCUCAAUGAACUGUAUGUUUUUCAUAUGCCCAAAAAUAUUGAAUAUUAUGAAACACAAGCUAAAGAAUACCAUAAAAAAUUUAUUGAAAGUACAAAGAGAAUUUACGUGUACUUUACAUUCACUUUGGAUGGAUUAACAAUGGGUUCCCUUUUAUUCAUGUUAUAUUCCGACUUGCUACCAAAAACUUGUAAACAUUUUCUAAACUUUUGUACUGGAAAGUAUAAGAAUAUAAAAGGUUUCAAAGUUUCACAUUACGUAAGCACUUCUGUUCAUCGUAUAGUAAAAAAUGGAUGGAUUCAACUUGGUGAUAUUCAAUUAGACAAUAUUAAUUUGAAGACGACUGUAAUACCUAAAAUUGCUGAUGAAUCAUAUUGCAUACCUCAUGAUCGAAGAGGAAUCUUAUCAAUGGCAAAUAAUGGGAAACACUCUAAUGAAUCUCAAAUAAUUGUUUCUUUAAAACCUAAUCCAUGGAUGAAUUAUCAUUAUGUAGCUUUCGGGCAAUUAGUAGAUGGUAUUCAGACAUUACAAAAAAUAGAAGAUAUUCCAACAUAUUAUGAAUCUCCUAUAAAAGAAGUUAUUGUAUCUCAAUGUGGUGAAUAUAUUUUUGAUCAUAAACCCAAAAUGGAACCGGAAACAGAUAUAUUUCUUGAACGCCAACCAUGGAUAAAUGUUGGAGAAAAUAAUAUAAUCCAUCAAUAUCCAUAUAAUACUUAUUCAGAUAUUUCUUUAUGGCUUGAUAAUAUUAUUGAUGAAAUAGAUAUUCGUGAUACAGCAUCUCUUCUUAUUGCUGAACGAUAUUUAAGUAGUUUAUACUGUCUAUCAACAGAUUAUUUAUCAGAAAAAAGUGUUAAUCAUUUUGAUAAAGAUCAAGAACUCGAUAAAAAUUUAAAUGUCAAUUGCAAAUUAAAAUUACGUGAAUUAUUAGAAGAUUUUCAACCCGAAACAAUGUGUAAAGAAGAAAAAAUGAUUUUCAUAGAAAAACUUUCUGAAAUCAUUGUUUUAUAUGCUUUCAAUUUUAUCCAUAAUGAGGCUGCUUAAAACAGAGAAACAAG
Molecule: messenger RNA, 1484 nt
Organism: Polistes dominula (European paper wasp)
Lineage: Eukaryota; Metazoa; Arthropoda; Insecta; Hymenoptera; Vespidae
Product: putative inactive peptidyl-prolyl cis-trans isomerase-like 6
Biological process (GO): protein peptidyl-prolyl isomerization
Cellular component (GO): cytoplasm
Molecular function (GO): peptidyl-prolyl cis-trans isomerase activity
Source: RefSeq, a predicted model, not a curated record